Messenger RNA from Ruditapes philippinarum (Manila clam), 2902 nucleotides. Its product is annotated as myeloperoxidase-like. Bases 156 to 2459 code for a protein of 767 amino acids. The transcript has 16 exons. Gene Ontology annotation, molecular function: heme binding; peroxidase activity. The record is from RefSeq and is a predicted model, not a curated record. Gene Ontology annotation, biological process: response to oxidative stress. NCBI's taxonomy places the organism in Eukaryota, Metazoa, Mollusca, Bivalvia, Venerida, Veneridae.
UUCGUACGUAUGCAAAACCAAACAAUUUGCGAUAUUUUAAACGAACCAGUCAACUAUGACCCGCGUGACGUUUGACGGGUAGUGUAUAUAAAAAUACAAAAUUUGUAGAAAACGGAUUCAUUAUUCUUUCGAUUAAGAGACACUGUCGUAAAGGCAUGCGGUUUUGUAUACUUGUCAUAGCCCUAUGUGGCAUAUACGCCACAGUUGAAUGCUUACCAAAGGCUGUAUAUGACAGCAAAAGCGAUGGGAAUCAUCUAGAUCUAAUCAGGGAGAUUGAAGACGCUUUGGAAGAGAGCAAGAGACACAAUCGUCCCGCUAACAUCCACUCAAAUCAUGGCUCAGCCACAAGGGUAAACAGUAAGCAAUCGAAAGCCAUUCAACAAGACACGAAUGAUCCCCCAUAUGCCAACGUCGAGAAGAGCUAUAUUGAAGUAGCAAGAAAAGUUGCGGAUGCGUUCAUGGAAGAUAGAAAGACCAAGAGCCAAGGUUCUCAUUUUGAAGGCCCCGGUACAGCUAGAGAGGCACUGCGUAGCUUUAAUCGGCCGAGCUCAAAAAUAAGAAAGCUUAUAGAACAACAAGAAAAGAGAAAUGCGGAGCUUGAAACCUUACUUUUGUUGGCCACUGGAGAAAAUCAAGAUCUUCUUAGAGAAGUAGACGUAGAUCUUACUGCAAGAAAUGCGCAAGCCGAUCCGUCUUGUGACAUAGCAGUUGACUGCAGCGCCAUAACAAACAGAACUUUCGUUGACACCAUUGAGUUUAGGAAUAUUGAUGGAAUUUGCAACAAUCAAAAUAAUUAUACUUGGGGAAUGACUUACGUUCAACACCGACGAUUGUUAGAUGAUACUUAUAAUGACGAUAAAUGGCAUUUACGUCAAUUUAGCGUUACAAGUACGAGAAGACCACGUAAUGACGUACGUUUACCGUCUGCACGUCACAUCAGCAAUAUCGUCCACAGCAGUACGACUCAACCAAAGCCGGACAACGACGAUAACAUUUCCCUGGCUUUAUUCUAUUUUAUGCAGUUUAUAGAUCACGAUUUGGCAAAAACUCCUGAAGGUGAAGUAGGAAACAACAGAAUUUGCUGUGACGAAGACGUUGACAGACCAGGCGGUUUCUGCCUUCCAAUAAAAGCCGAGGUUGAAGAGAGUCAUUUUGCAUCGGAUUAUUGUAUGGAUGCGAGAAGGAGUUUUACCUUAUUCCGUUGUAACGAUGCCACACUGUUCCAGAAUCAGAUAAAUGCAGUAACGUCAUAUCUUGACGCCAGCAUGGUAUAUGGAUCCACCUUAGAAGAGGAGGAAAGUUUAAGAACGUGGACAGGAGGAUGGUUAUUAGAGAGCAGUAAUAGAUUCCUUCCAAAUGCGUCAGAUGCGUCUGAUCUACCGUGUAAUGUAACAGACCCGGACUAUAGAUAUUGUUACAAAACAGGUGACACAAGAGCAAACGUUCAUCCAGGACUGACGAGUUAUCAUACAAUAUUUGUCCGGGAGCAUAACCGUAUUGCCACACUUCUUGCUGAAAUAAGACCCGCAUGGACUGAUGAGAGAAUUUACCAGGAGACGAGGAAAAUAAUAGGAGCACUUAUACAACGUAUUGUUUAUAACGAGAUGUUACCAGUACUUUUCCGUCAAUCAGAGUUAGAUUUGUAUGGCGUUUCCAGUACUUACUCAUACGAUUCUUCCAUCGAUUCAUCCAUGACACAGGCGUUUUCAAUGGCAUAUAGAUAUCACAAUCUGAUGCCUGCAAAGUUGCAUUUGGCUGAAGAAUUGAGCUCUGAGGAGACACCAGUAGCAAAUUUUGAAGAGGUUAACCAAGAGAACGUGUUUCAGAGACCACAUUAUCUUAUCAAGGACCAUUAUAAAGGAAUCGACGAACUUGCUCUUGGAUUUGUAAAAAGUGAAUGCCCAUAUGUUAGUAGAAUAAUGAAUGAUGCUUCCCGAAAUCUUCUAUUUUUGGAUGAAAACGGAGACUCGUUCGAUCUUGCUUCGUUGAACAUCAUGCGCGGUAGGGAAUGGGGCAUGCCAACAUAUACGUCUUACCGCGAGUAUUGCGGACUGGGAGCGGCAACGGCAUGGAGUGAUCUCUUAAGUACAACCGAACAAGAGGACAUAGAUAAGAUGUCAUCAGUGUAUGCCGAUGUACGUGACGUGGAUCCGUGGACAGGAUUUGUAACAGAAAAGAAGCUAACUGGCUCCAUUUCGGGCCCGACGCAGACCUGUCUUGUAGCCAAACACUUUGCCAAUUUAAAGCACGGGGACAGGUUCUGGUAUGAAAAUGCUGAAUUCGGUUUCACUGGUGACAAGUUAGCACAAAUACAGACCAAAACUUUGGCUAGAAUCCUCUGUGACAACCUUGGCGUUACAAAGAUGAGGUCAGAGGUGUUCCGGACGAAUUCUGAUUGGAAAAGCUGUGAUGAGAUACGUACGGCGACUGGCGGAGAUUGGGACUUAAGCGGUUGGUAGUCGGAAUGGCAAGUUUUCAUCAACUGAAAUCAUGCUUAAAAUUGCAGUUGAAAGACAACAAAAUUAUGAUGUUUUAUUCGAAACAAAUAAUUAAGAAUAAAACUGAUAUUUCAGCAUGAAACUAAAAUUUUAGCAAUGAAACGUUAUUCUAGCACGAAACUGGUAUGUUUUAUCAUGAAACUGAUAUUUUAGUCUGAAACUGGUAUCUUUUUUUAAAAACCAGAUGUUUUCAAUUUCAGAUAUAAUUUUAUAUCUUCCAUUCACAUAUUUUAUCUAUUAAUAUUGAUUACAUAUAUUUUGUGAAAUUUUCUAUUCACUAUGCACACAUGAUUGUUUUAAAAUAAACAUCAUUUCAAAGUGUUAUUGAAAUGGGUUUUUUUUCACUCUUGUAGUUGUACAUUCCUAUUUUAUUCCUACGUUUACUCAGUAAAUAUAUAAUUAUA